Molecule: messenger RNA, 6622 nt
Organism: Drosophila teissieri
Lineage: Eukaryota; Metazoa; Arthropoda; Insecta; Diptera; Drosophilidae
Gene: garz
Product: Golgi-specific brefeldin A-resistance guanine nucleotide exchange factor 1
Exons: 10
Coding region: 325-6267 (1980 amino acids)
Biological process (GO): regulation of ARF protein signal transduction
Molecular function (GO): guanyl-nucleotide exchange factor activity
Source: RefSeq, a predicted model, not a curated record
CGGUGUUGGAAGACGUUAGUGCAAAAUAUUCGGGCUGCACACAAGAACAUAAACGACACGUAAACGUCACCAAAAAUAAGCAGCUAUCCAGUUCGAUUAGUUAGGAUUAGUGAGAGAUGUCCAACUAGGCAGCGCGCCCAGAUUCGUCCAGGCUGCGUCAGUGUGCGAUUGGGCUAGUGGCGAUUGCCAAAACAUAUGCGAAGGUCGUCGGAAGGGAGGAGGAGCUGCCCUGCCCCACGAAAACUGCAAUUUUCUGCGCUAGCCCUGGAACUGGAAGCCAACUAGCUGCAGUCGAAGAGCCGCAACGGAGGACAACCGGACACCAUGGCGCUUCCAGGCAAUGGCAUCUACGUGGUGCGGGGCGAAAUGGCCACCCUGAUGACGGCCAUGCGACGUGGAACGCGUUGGAAUGCCACCGCCUACGUGGACGACGAGAAGGACUCGCUGCUAAAGCUGUUCAUUGACCUCAAGCUUGAGCUAAAUCGGAUCGAGGACCUGCGCCUGAUCGAACCCCAGGUCUUCCUGGCUCCGUUUCUAGAGGUGAUUCGAACAGCGGACACCACGGGUCCGUUGACUAGUCUGGCUCUGUCCUCGGUGAAUAAAUUCUUGUCUUACGGGCUAAUAGAUCCCACAUCUCCAAAUCUGGCUGACAUCGUGGAGCGCAUUGCCGAUGCUGUGACACAUGCCCGCUUUAUGGGCACCGAUCAGUCCUCGGAUGGUGUCACCUUUAUGCGAGUGAUUGAGGUGCUGCACACGCUUAUCCGCAGUCCCGAGGGAGCUGCCGUCAGCAAUGAGUCCAUGUGCGAGGUGAUGCUCAGCUGCUUCAAGAUCUGCUUCGAGCCGAGGCUAAGUGAACUGCUGCGCCGCUCGGCGGAACAGUCGCUCAAGGACAUGGUGCUGCUCUUCUUCAUGCGCCUUCCCCAGUUUGCCGAAGAGCGAAGUGACACCAUGCUUCAAAAGCGGUUUACUAUCGGAGAUGCUGCCAGCGGAGCUACCCAAGAAAAACUGAAGCGUAAGGCGGUGGCCCAAGUCUCGGCUGCCCCCAGGAAAUCGUCAGCAGUAGAGGAACCGCCACAGACGCCGCAGUCUGCCAACCUAACAGUUCCCGGGCAUUUAAAGGCGCCCAUACUGGCCACCACACCCGCCAGUCCAGCGGGAAACAUUUUGGACAUGCAGGGAAAGAUUACGCAGACACCAACAACAACUGCGAUCACGGGGGAAGACGAAACCCCUGUCCCAGAGACACCUGCUAUUCAAGUAGAGUCGACCGAUUCGGAGCCUUUGCUGGACGGCGAAACGGGCGAAGCAGCCGGCACUCUGGCCGAGGCAAAUAGCAGCGAGUACAUCAACUCGGUGGGCGUCCGUUUCACACAGCAGUCUACCGACCUUGAUGCCGCAUCUCUCUCUCCUUAUGGCCUGCCCUUCAUCCAGGAGUUGUUCCGAUUCCUUAUAAUCCUCUGCAAUCCCCUGGAUAAGCAGAACUCGGAUAGCAUGAUGCACACGGGCCUUAGCCUUCUUACUGUAGCCUUCGAGGUGGCAGCCGAUAAUAUUGGGAAGUAUGAGGGCUUGCUGGAGCUGGUAAAGGACGACCUGUGCAGAAACUUGAUAUCGCUCCUCAGCUCGGAGCGGCUUAGCAUCUUUGCUGCCGACCUGCAGCUCUGCUUUUUGCUCUUCGAGUCUCUCCGCGGACAUCUUAAGUUUCAGCUUGAAGCCUACCUUAGGAAAUUGAGCGAGAUUAUUGCUAGCGACAAUCCCAAGACGCCCUACGAAAUGCGAGAACUCGCUCUGGACAAUCUUCUGCAGUUGUGGCGCAUCCCCGGCUUCGUCACUGAAUUGUAUAUUAACUACGAUUGUGACUUGUACUGCACGGAUAUGUUUGAAAGUCUGACAAACCUACUGAGCAAGUACACGCUGUCAGCAACCAAUGCAGUUUAUAGCACCCACAUUAUCUCAAUGGACACCCUCAUAAGUGUGAUUGACAGCAUCGAGAGAAACUGUGCCGCGAGCAAGAACAGCAACAACAGGGAGUCCUUGCCAGAAGCUGCACCAGCAACAGGUGGAAGUCGCCAUUCUCGGCACAACAGCGGAUUGGAGGGAAUCGUAAUUGAUUCUGGUAAUAGUGCAGCUGUAGAAGAGAAAGUGGAGAACAUCGCCAGUUUUAUAAACGCUAGCUCACAGCGACUACGACUACAAUCUGGCGGCGAGGGAGUGGGAAUAACCACUGAACAGCUGGCCAAUGUCAAACAAAAGAAGCGCCUGCUAUCUCAGGGCACAGAGCGCUUUAAUCAGCGCCCAGAAAAAGGCAUCCAGUAUCUGCAAGAACACGGCAUCCUUAAUGCCGAGCUCGAUCCCAUGCAGGUGGCCCUGUUCCUUCGCGAAAAUCCCGGGCUCGAUAAGAAAAUGAUUGGGGAAUACAUCUCGAAAAAGAAGAACGUCGACUCUAAGAUUCUAAUUAAUUUUGUGGACUCGUUUGAUUUUACUGGUCUUCGAGUGGAUCAAGCAUUGCGCCUUUAUUUGGAGACCUUCAGAUUGCCCGGAGAAGCUCCAUUGAUUUUUUUGGUGCUGGAACACUUUUCUGAUCAUUGGCAUAAACAAAACCAAGACCCGUUUGCCAACGUAGAUGCUGCUUUCCGCUUGGCGUAUGCUAUCAUCAUGCUGAACAUGGAUCAGCAUAACUCUAACGCGAAGCGUUUAAAUGUUCCAAUGACGCUGGAGGAUUUCACAAAGAACUUGCGUGGUCUAAAUGGUGGCGAAGAUUUCGAUCAAGAAAUGUUGGCUCAAGUCUUUAAUGCAAUCAAGAACGAAGAGAUCGUGAUGCCAGCAGAGCAAACAGGCUUGGUACGUGAAAACUACCAAUGGAAAGUACUGCUUCGUCGAGGAGACACCCACGAUGGACAUUUCCAUUAUGUGCAUGACGCAUCAUACGACGUGGACAUCUUCAAUAUUGUGUGGGGUGCUUCUCUGAGCGCCCUAAGCUUUAUGUUUGAUAAGAGCACUGAAACGGGUUACCAACGAACUCUAGCAGGUUUCAGCAAAUCCGCUGCCAUAUCUGCGCACUAUAAUCUGCAUUCGGACUUCGAUGCCCUCGUUUUAACUCUCUGCAAAUUCACAACGUUGCUGAGCAGCGUAGAACAACAUGAGCCCGCUCCGGCAAACAAUGAAAUCCAACAAGCUGUGAACUUUGGAUUGAAUGGAAAGGCUCAGGCUGCAAUGCGCACGGUGUUUUUAUUGGUUCACGAUUAUGGCGACUGCUUAAGAGAGAGCUGGAAGCACAUUUUGGAUCUAUACCUUCAGCUUUUCCGUCUUAAGUUGCUCCCGAAAUCAUUGAUCGAAGUGGAAGACUUUUGUGAGGCGAACGGAAAGGCCAUGUUAAUCCUGGAAAAGCCCCGGGAGAAGCAGGAAUCAGGAUUGUUUUCUAGUCUGUACUCAUUUAUUAGCUCGGAGGGUCAGCGAGAACCAACGUACGAGGAGCAGGAUUUCAUCAAGCUUGGACGGAAGUGCAUUAAGGAGUGCCAGCUGGAUCAAAUGCUUCAGGAAUCAAAGUUUGUGCAACUAGAGUCGCUACAGGAGUUGCUCAAAUGCGUGUUGGCGCUACUGAAGGCUCCCCAGGGGCACAAAUCCAUUGGCCUACCGUACGCCGAAGAUCAAACUGUUUUCUGGAUGGAGUUUUUGGUCAAGAUAGUGGUUCAUAAUCGGGAUCGCAUGAUACCGCUGUGGCCAGCAGUUCGAGACCAAAUGUAUCUACUUCUCAUGGGCAGUGCCUCCUGUGGAUACGACUACCUACUCAACCGAUGUAUUGUAGCGGUCCUAAAACUAGCAAUUUAUUUGAUGCGAAACGAAGAGCUGUGUCCGAUUGUAUUGCAAUCUCUCAAGAUGCUUUUGAUGCUGAAGCCUGCCUUGUUGCUGCGCAUUUCUAAGCAGAUUUCUAUUGGCAUCUACGAGCUGCUCAAGACGUCGGCCCAAAAUAUUCAUUCCGAGCAGGACUGGCAGAUUAUUUUCAAUCUACUUGAAUGCGUGGGAGCCGGAGCUGUGCCGCCCAGUUACGAUGAUGCCCAGUUGCCCAUGCCGCCCAAUGGAAGCGCAAAGUCGGAUGGCGCUAUAAGUGGCGAGGAGGAAGCAACCGCUGUGCCAGAGCGUGGAUACACAUCCGAUUCGGAGAUCACCAAGGCAUCUGCAGCUCCUGCUGCCUCCAGUCCAAGUGCUGAGAACUGGAUUCUGGUCAAUAACAAGGACAGUGAGUUAACAACGGCCUCUAGACCUCAAUCUCCGCCAAGCCUGAGUGCUCCUUCAGUAAACACACUUGUUUACAGUUGCCAGCUACUGGACCACGCACCUUUUGCCCUUUUCAAGUGCUGGGACUCGCUGGCCUUUAUCGUUCGCAGUGUUGCCCACAUUACGCCUUACAAUUUUGAAGCCUGCGUUCGAUGCAUCCGCAUCUUUGUGGAGGCUUGCCGGGAUGGAGGUAUACGCCAGCGCCGAAAGCUGGAGUCGGCGGCUAAGCAGAAAAGUGCCAAGAAGCGCAGCGAACGCAAACCGGGCAUGGCGUCCUCUGCAUCGAGCAGCAAUCUUACUCUUCUGACGGGCGACCCGGCCGACAACCAGAUAAACGGAAAUGCGGCAGAACAGGAGGACCUGGCCCAGCGCUACGAACAGUUGUCCAUUCAACUGCUGGACCUGAUGUAUACGCUGUACACGCGAACUGCACAGAUCUUCCGAUGGUGGGCGGAAGAAGGAUGCACAGUGCCGCAGUCGGCAGCUUUGUGGUCACCGGGCUGGUGCCCAUUGCUGCAGGGCAUCGCCAGGCUGGCCAUGGAUCGGCGGCGAGAGGUGCGCACUCAUGCCAUCUCGUGCCUGCAGCAGCGGGCAUUGCUGGUGCAUGACCUGCAGACGUUGUCGGGAACAGAAUGGUGCUCUUGCUUCCACCAGGUGCUGUUCCCCCUCUUAAACGAACUGCUGCCCGAGAGCAGUGCAGCCGGCCAGCUAGACGCCUCGCUCCUCGAGGAGUCGCGUAUACGGACGGCCACCAUCAUGUCCAAGGUGUUCCUACAACACCUUACCACGCUCAUCGAGUUAGGCAACGCGUUUAACGAGCUUUGGCUGGACAUAUUGGACUACAUUGAGCGCUUUAUGAAGGUGGGAUCGGACACAUUGUCGGAACAGAUGCAGGAGAUACUGAAGAACAUGCUGCUUGUUAUGCACUCAGUCCGGGUGUUCCACAAUCAGGAUGGCAGCUUACAGCAGGCUCUUUGGGAGCUAACCUGGCGGCGCAUUGGUGAAUUUUUGCCCAACCUAAAGGAUGAGCUAUUCCACGAUGAGGGCAAGCGAGCUCAGACCUUAACGAACCAAGCUCCUCUGGCAGCUGUGGCUGUCGCUCCACAGCAACAGUUACCAGCGGUGACCAUCUUACCCAGGCAAACCCAGGUUUCCAACGAGUUAGUGGUGAACGCGCCCACUCCGCCGGCAGCUACACCCGUACUUGGCUCUCCUGUCGAGUCCCCGAGGAGGAGCAUUAUACUGCAGCCACCCGUGGCAGAUGCACUGCAACACCCGCCCAGCUUUGUAUUCGCUCAGCCCAUGAUUGUGCCACCCCAGCAGCCUGCAGCUACAGACCCGAUGCCAAGCACAUUAUUGCCGGAUUUGGUGAAUGAGGCAACUGCUGCUGCCGUGCAAUCCGCGACCACGUCCCCGGCGCACAGCCCGCUGGAGGCGGAGCAGCCGGCUCCAAUAGUGCAGCAGACCAACAUCGUUACCACCAACAAUACGUACAAUAGCUACGCCAUUGAGGUGCCCAUGUCACCGGACACUACUGCGGAACAGUUUGGGCAGCAGCAGCAGCAACAAAUGCUCUACCAACAGUACUAUCAACAGUAUCACGCCCAGCAGCAACCGUUGCCAGCUCAAGCCAGUGAUCCUGCCAUCAAUGUGCCAAUCAGCCAUCUGCUGGCCGGAAAUGCGUACCCCUCGCUACCCAAAAUGCCGCAGGCAUCAAUCGUGCACAGCUUUGCACCCGUUUACGAAAGCCAGGCGGCGACGAGUGGAACUGGUCCAGCAGCGGAUAUCUAUCAGGAAUAUGUGCAAAAUCCCUACAACCUUACGUUGCAGCAGAAUCCCCAGCAGCAGCACCAUCAGCAGCAGCAGCAGGUACAGCAAGCCCAAGGAAUGGCCACCGCAUUUCCCGCCGUUGCCACGCCAGCCAACUACUUUAAUGUGAAUGUGGACCCCAGUAGCAUACCGCCCGGAUCGGAGCUGCUCUACGGCCAGCAGUGAAGAGGAGUGUUGAAAGUGUAUUUCAAUUUCAAUCCACCUGACCGUUUAAUUUUGUACCCUGUGUUGUAGAGAAGCUCUUUCCUCGUAGUUAAUUCUAUAAAAUUGUGUCAAUUUGUUUUUGUUAUUUAUGCCUCCCCCAACUAAAGUAUAACUACAUUCCGCCCUGGCGUUUGUUUAUUAAGCUAACCGAAAAACAACACUAAAUCACAGAUCCAGAUGCGAGGUCCGGCAGAAACCCCUAUAAGCUUUAGUAAUGCAAAUAGUUUAAUUAAUAUUAAUUAAAUAAUUAUAUCUUCUGUAUGUUAUGCAAAGAGGCAAACUGUAAAUAAUCAAAAUUAAAAGUCUAUAAAACAAA